Molecule: messenger RNA, 877 nt
Organism: Magallana angulata
Lineage: Eukaryota; Metazoa; Mollusca; Bivalvia; Ostreida; Ostreidae
Exons: 2
Coding region: 1-717 (238 amino acids)
Source: RefSeq, a predicted model, not a curated record
AUGAUGGAGAUUGUAUACAAUCAUAGCACUGAAAUUUGGAACGGGCGCAAAAUUUUGUGCGAUUUUAUUGAUAUGAUUUGUUUGGAAACUAAGGAUUUCCUUACAAAACACCCCCUGGAAUAUUACGAUUUUUUACGUGAGGUAAAAUCAAAAAUCAGAUGGAUCUCAACCUGCAAUUCAAAAUUAGAAAUAAAAAUAUCAGCCGUUAUUCUUGAAGAGAUAAAAUCUAUUGAAGGCAUGCACGGAUCUCUAGUAAAACCAGACUGUAAAAACGAGAUUGAGUUUAAAAGAGACAAGUGUGUCAUAAGAUCAGACCGAUUUCAGAUUCUGUUUGCUAAUGCUGGAACAUGCAUCGUAGACUAUAUAGAAGAAAAGUUGUUAACUGUUUUUCCAGACAUCAAUUAUAUAAUUCUUGUUGGAGAAUUUGCACAAUCGCCGAUACUUCAUGACAUUAUCAAAACUUCAUUUUCGGCAAAAAAUAUUAUCAUUCCUUGUGAGGCAAACAUGGCGGCAGUAAGGGGUGCUGUAUUUUUUGGACAAAUGAGUAUAGCAGUGGAGACAAACACUGUGCACACCAUGAAACAGACACCUUUGAACAAUGCACAAGCUGCGUUAGCAGAGCAAAAAGGAAUUGAGAUGAGGAAAAAAGAGAAUUCAAAAAUUUUUCAGAAAAAAAACAAGAAAAAAUCACCACUAAAACGAUGUGUGAUAAUGUGAUACGAGGUUUAUGUACCUUUAAAGUAAAUCUAUUUUUGCUAAUCUAAAUAAAGCUUAAUUAUUUUUUACUUUUUUCAAGUUUUUACCGUUUGCUUGUCUGUUAACAAAACACUUUCUUGAACUUAAGUUAAUGUGUCUAGAGUGUGUAGAUUUUAUACCA